Molecule: messenger RNA, 2115 nt
Organism: Cantharellus anzutake
Lineage: Eukaryota; Fungi; Basidiomycota; Agaricomycetes; Cantharellales; Hydnaceae
Product: WD40 repeat-like protein
Exons: 18
Coding region: 1-2115 (704 amino acids)
Biological process (GO): actin filament depolymerization; positive regulation of actin filament depolymerization
Cellular component (GO): cortical actin cytoskeleton
Molecular function (GO): actin filament binding
Source: RefSeq, a predicted model, not a curated record
AUGAUAUCGGAAUUUAGCCCGCCUCUUGGCGACGUCACUGGUAUUGUGCUUUCAGAAACCACGAUACUAGAACUCCCCUCCUGCGUUUCGUCUGAGGGGAGGAUAGACUUGCGUGACGUCGCUUUUGAGAGACGAAGUGAUAGCGGAACAGCAGCGUACUUCACGCCGGAGCUCUUGUAUCUUUUGAGAAACGGUAUCGUCCCUGAACGCGAACCUGUAUCCACGGCGGUCGGUCCUCCGGUUGAAGACACAUGUAAUUCCGAAGAAAUUGGUUCUUUCAUGUCAGAAGACGCGUCGGGACAGCUGUUUCCAGGCAAUCCGGAGACAACCAGGGGUUCGUCGACGAAGCUGAGCUCGCAUGACGAUAAGAUUGUCUACACGAAUGGGAGGCUAGUUAUAAUACGCGACCUUAAGGAUCCCGCGAAAACGGCUUCGUACUCGGGUCAUGUGCAACCAGCCACCGUCGCUCGUAUCUCCCCUUCCGGUUAUUAUUGUGCAUCUGGAGACGCCAGUGGCUUGGUUAAGAUAUGGGAUACUGUCGGAGAUGAACAGAUCCUGAAGAACGAGGUAAAAUCCAUAUCAGGAAGAAUCAAUGACCUCUCGUGGGAUGGAGAAAGCAAAAGGAUCAUUGCUGUAGGAGACGGAAAGGGGAGUGUGUUCAUGAUGGACACUGGAAGUUCCGCGGGGGAAGUCAGCGGCCACUCGAAGGCUGUGAAUGCGACGUCAAUACGCAACCAACGCCCUUUCCGAGCGGUUUCCGGUGCCGAUGACGGCAGUAUCGUAUUUUACCAAGGCACACCAUACAAAUUCGCCAAGGCUAUCAAUACACACACUCGCUUUGUGCAUGAUGUCAGAUACGCUCCUUCGGGUGACGUCUUUGGUAGUGUGGGUGCAGACAGUAAAGUAUUCCUUUAUGAUGGCAAGACUGGAGACACCGUGGCGGAGUUGCCGGACGCCCAUAAAGGCAGCGUCAUGGCACUUGGAUGGAGCCCGGAUAGCAGGUCAUUCAUUACAUCGUCCGCCGACUGCACGGUUAAACUUUGGGAUGUUGAAACGCAAAAGCGUGUUACUGUUUGGACACUGGGGACUGGUGUUGAUCAUCAGCAAGUCGGAAAUACCUGGGCUGGCGUUGAGAAUCUCGUCAGUCUGUCUAUGAGUGGUCAUCUCAAUGUCUUCGACCGUCGAAUUGGAGACAAGCCCAGUCGCGUCCUUUAUGGCCAUCAAAAGACCAUAACUUCCGGAACUUUAAGUCGUGAUCACACACUAUUUGCUGGUGCAUACGAUGGGCGCGUUCUUGCCUACGGAGGUUCUGCAGCGGAUGGUCCACAGCCUGUUGGUGGGCGGAGUCACGAGGGUCAGAUCGUGGCUUUAGCUUCAGAUGGAGAUCGUGUCUUCUCAGUUGGCUUUGAUGAUAAAUUGCGUGAACUUGACCCCCACAAACCUGGAUUCGCGGAUACCGCGGCGUCUCUAGGAUCUCAGCCCCGAUCACUAAGCGUUUCCGGAUCGGAAACUGUUUUCAUCGCUACACUUUCCGGCAUCGAUGUUUUUGAAGGCGGGAGGAUAAACCCACAAAAGACCGAUUUCGACCCAACUGUCGUCGCAUCCACAGCCAAUGGCUUGGUCGCUGUAGGAAGCCAGGAUUCAAAGGUUCGACUUUUGAGUUGGGAAGGUAACAGAUUGGUGGAGCUUGCCCAGUUAGAGGGAAGUAAGGGGCAGGUGACAGCACUGGCGUUUUCACCUGAUGGAUCAUUACUAGUUGGGGGCGACACUACGGGAAAAGUUACGCUUUUUGACGUUGCAACACGGAAGCUCAUUACGGGCCGCUGGACAUUCCACUCAGGUCGGAUCAAUUCUCUUGCCUGGACCCCGGAUAGCAAACACAUCGCUUCGGGCUCGCUUGACACUCACAUAUACAUCUGGAGUAUUGAUAAUCCCUCCAAAAACAUUGCGCUGAAGAACGUCGUUCCGGGAGGCGUCUCGCUUGUCGCGUGGUUGGACGAUACGUCAUUGGUUGCAGGAGGAGCCGAUGCAUGCAUUCGGAAUUUUCCAUCACAUUCCACAAAUGAGCUUCGCGAUUGCGCGAUAAUGUUGUAUGUUCAAAUAAAAAGGGCAUGA